This is a messenger RNA of Protopolystoma xenopodis, 648 nucleotides long. NCBI's taxonomy places the organism in Eukaryota, Metazoa, Platyhelminthes, Monogenea, Polystomatidea, Polystomatidae. The record is from the annotation of a GenBank genome assembly.
AACUUCCCUAAAAUGCAGAUCCUAGCUUCAUUCUUGUCUAUAGCUUGUAAUCUGGCGUUCUACGGGAUCGAUCUUCACCCUGUUAAGCUUUUCAUUGGUGACUUUCGCUACCGAUCUCUAUCUCUUCCUGCUGGCUCAACGAAUUAUGCACAUAGAGAUGGGACAUCUUUAGGAUUUUUGACACCGACUUCUUCCGUUCAGCCUUACUAUGAUGGCCAUCUCCAACCCAAACUGGUAUCCGGUGUCUCUAGCCAACGCAGCACCUCAGAAAAAGUUCAUAAGCGCAGCAAGAGCUCUGGAGAUCGAGUGCAUUUUGAACCAACAAAAUCGAUAUUUCCACUUCAAUCUUUCGUCUACUCGACUCCUUCUGGCGUCAUCCUUCAGAAUACUAAGACAAAAUUUUUCAUUGGUCUGCAUCACUCGGGUCUCAUUGUAUUUUGGGGUCAAUUGCGUGUCGAAAUACUUUCUUGGCAUCGUAUUCUCAAACUUGAACAGAAGGGGUUGGUCAUUCGAGUGUUUUCAAGAUAUGGCCAGCUUUUCGGCUCAGCACGUUCGCUUUAUUUUUAUUUAAAUGACAUUUUUAGCACAAGCUUCCAUUUGUGUCAUCCUUACAUUCUUGUUGCAUUAGAGGUUCAUAGUACUGCUUGA